CAUGGCGCUUUGGAAGGGAGCUGUUUCAUGAUAGUCAGAGCGAUUGAUCCAUUUUCUUUAGUUAUGUUAAUUUAUAUAACAGCCAGGUAAAUAAACCAAAUAUGUUAGGCCGUGAAAGGUGAUCGCUCCUUGUGUCUCCAUGGACAACGAAACACUAGGUUUGGUAGCGUUGUGUGCUGUCGUCAGCUGAAACUGUUAGCAUUGAUAUGCUAUCUAAAGCUAGUUAGCUGGCUAAUGUUAAGUAGCUAGAGUUAAAUAUGCUUGUUUACGUAGCCUACACUGACGUUAAACUGAUUAUCAAUGGUUAAAACACGUUAUUUAUUAUCAGAUCAGCCAUUUAUUGUUUAGGACGACGAUUCCGAUUAGCUAACAUUUCGUUAGCUAAGCUAGGAGGAUGAAGAGCCGCCAUGGAUAUGUUUUGUUGCUGGCCAGUGGGAUUUUCCUGUCGGUGUUUUGGCUGUCUGAAGGUGCCCCUCUUCAGUAUCAACACAACUCAGAUGGAAGCACAGGGGACACGUGGUCUGUGUCCCUCUACCUGUCCCUGGUGGUGUCCCUGACGGCGCUCGUGGCCUUGGUGGUGCUGCUAGUGAACUGUGUGACCUGCUGCAAGGAGAGGGAGAUCAACUUCAAGGAGUUUGAGGACCACUUUGAGGAUGAGAUCGACUUCACUCCCCCGGCAGAGGACACUCCUUCUAUGCAGUCCCCAGCUGAGGUGUACACCCUCGCUGUGUCCCCCGUGGCCCUGCCUGGGCCCCCCCACCUCCAACCUCCUGUCAGCAUCACAGAGGGAUCAGGGGACGUCCAGUUAGCUCGUCACAGUCUGAGUUACAUCCAAGAGAUCGGCAAUGGCUGGUUUGGCCAGGUAAUGACGAGCUAA
Molecule: messenger RNA, 877 nt
Organism: Notothenia coriiceps (black rockcod)
Lineage: Eukaryota; Metazoa; Chordata; Actinopteri; Perciformes; Nototheniidae
Product: serine/threonine-protein kinase LMTK2
Exons: 4
Coding region: 395-877 (160 amino acids)
Biological process (GO): protein phosphorylation
Molecular function (GO): protein kinase activity
Source: RefSeq, a predicted model, not a curated record